GCUGUCAGUCAGACCACUAGUAAUGUUUGGGGCUCUGCUGCAACAUUUACGGAAGGGGUCAAGGGCUCUGCAGUGAUCCCACCAAGAACAGUAGGGGUCUAUAAGAGAAGGCGUACAGGAGAUACGUGUGUUGAAUGCGUGUAGGAGGGUGUGGUAGAACAUGGGGCUUAGAACAUAGAGCGACUGUCCAUAUGCAGUGGGCUCCCGCUCUGUUGACAGGCGGUUGCGACAUGCUCACAGGAUUAGUGGCUCAGUGGACGUGAUGCCGCUGGCCUCUUAAAAUAGAGAGAGAAAUGGAGACGGUCAAGAAAACAAAAGCACACCGGCCACAAAGCAGCAGCAGCAGAUUCAGAGCAGUACUGGACCUGGCGCACAUCACAGGCUCAGACUCUCAUAGGCUCAGACACACUCGCUUGGACCAGAAUCAGAGCAGGAAUGGCAGUUGCUGGAGCUGAAGAGCUGCCGCGGCAGUUCCCGAAGAUCACCCUGAGUGAUGUGGAUGAGGAGGUGCGUCUGCUAGCGGAGAAAGUGUACGCCUCUGCGCUGAAGGAGGAGGAGAAUAAAGAUGCUCUCUCCAUGUACACGGUACCCGAGGACUGCCCCAUCGGCCUGCAGCAGGCCAAGAACCGAGAGCUGCUGCGCGAACUGGCUGAGCAGCAGUCUGAGGAAACCGCCAAGAGGAAGAAGAGUUUUAAGAUGAUCCGGUCUCAGUCUAUGUCCCUUCAGAUCCCAGUGGUUGUGGACUGGGCUCGGACCGCAGCCACUCCACUCAUGUCCCCCGCCUCCACCUGCCCCUCUGUUCCAGACAACUUCCCCGAGUACCAGAGAGUCACCAUCAGUGGAGAUUACUGUGCUGGGAUCACAGUUGAAGAUUAUGAACAAGCAGCUAAAAGUCUACUGAAAGCUUUAUUUAUUCGGGAGAAAUAUUCAAAACUAGCCUACCACUGCUUCCCUCGGACCACCGCCCUGUUUCUGCGCAGUGCUGAGAACACUCAGUGGAGGGAGGAAGAUGAAGUCUUGCCAGAUCUCUGCCCUUGUCCUGAAGAGGGGCAGGACCCCUACAGCAUGGAGAACAUUCCAGAGAACCUGAGCUACGAACUGAAAAUGAGGGAUGGGAUUAUAUAUGUUUAUGACAAUGCUGAGGCUCUCCGUCUGAACCGCCCCCGCUGCCUACCUUACCCAGACCUGGAGACAUUCGCCCUGGACAUGAGCCACGUGCUGGCCAUGAUUGCUGAUGGUCCUACAAAAACAUACUGCCACAGACGACUGAACUUCCUCGGGUCGAAGUUCUACCUGCAUGAGAUGCUCAAUGAAAUGGCUGAACUUAAAGAGCUCAAGGGCGUCCCACACAGAGAUUUCUAUAACGUGAGGAAGGUAGAUACGCACAUCCAUGCAGCCGCCUGCAUGAACCAGAAACAUCUGCUCAACUUCAUCCAGACCACCUAUAAAACAGAUGCAGAGCGUGUGGUGCUGGAGAAGACUGGACAGAGACUGACCCUCAAACAGGUUUUUAAUAACCUCAGUAUGGACCCGUAUGACCUCACCGUGGACUCACUGGAUGUCCAUGCUGGCAGGCAAACCUUUCACCGCUUCGACAAAUUCAACUCCAAAUACAAUCCAGUGGGAGCCAGCGAGUUACGGGAAAUCUACCUGAAAACUGAUAACCACAUCAAAGGGGAAUACUUUGCUCGUCUUAUCAAGGAAGUGGCUCAUGAUCUGGAGGAGAGUAAAUACCAGCAUGCUGAGCCCCGCCUUUCCAUCUACGGUCGCUGCCCUGAGGAGUGGGAGAGCCUUUCUCAUUGGUUUAUUCAGCACAAAGUCCACUCCCCCAACAUGCGUUGGGUCAUCCAAGUGCCCAGAAUAUAUGAUAUUUUCAAGUCACGGAAGCUGGUUCCUAACUUUGCCAAGAUGCUAGAGAACAUCUUCCUUCCCCUGUUUGAGGCCACGGUGAAUCCUCAGAAGCACAAAGAACUUCACAUCUUUCUAAAAUAUGUGACCGGCUUUGACAGUGUGGAUGACGAGUCCAAGCACAGCGAUCACAUGUUCUCUUACAAGAGCCCCAAACCUGAGCAGUGGACCACAGACGACAACCCGCCAUACAGCUACUACCUCUUCCACAUGUACGCCAACAUCAUGGUGCUCAACAACCUGAGGAAGGAACGUGGCCUGAGCACCUUCCAGUUCCGACCUCACUGCGGCGAGGCCGGCUCCAUCACCCACCUGGUCUCAGCGUUCCUCACAGCAGACAACAUCUCUCACGGCCUGAACCUCAAGAAGAGUCCUGUCCUGCAGUACCUGUAUUAUUUAGCCCAGGUGCCGAUUGCCAUGUCCCCCCUCAGCAACAACAGCCUGUUUCUGGAGUACUCCAAGAACCCGCUGAGAGAGUUCCUGCACAAGGGCCUCUGCGUCUCUCUUUCCACUGAUGAUCCCAUGCAGUUCCACUAUACAAAGGAAGCUCUGAUGGAAGAGUACGCUAUAGCAGCUCAGCUGUGGAAGCUCAGCACGUGUGAUCUGUGUGAGAUUGCCAGGAACAGUGUGCUGCAGAGCGGACUGUCCCAUCAGGAGAAGAAGCACUUCGUGGGUGCCAACUAUCUAAAAGACGGGCCUGAGGGGAACGACAUCCGGAGAACCAACGUGGCUCAGAUCCGCAUGGCCUACAGACACGAGACACUGUGCAACGAGCUCAGCUUCCUGGUGGACGCCGUGAAGUCUGAGGUUCUGGGCUCACAACCAGAGUGACCAAUCUGCACAACAUCAUCAUCAUCAUCUCACAAAAGACUGUGUCCAAUCAUACUCGUGCUCCCCCCCGUACCCAUGCAUGCUCCCUUUAGAUGAGACCGCAUGCACCCGAGCUGCCAGCAGCGUGCUGGGAAUGACCUACUGCUGCUCAGGUUAAUGACACAGCACACAGCGUCUUCCAGUCUUCCGUGUUAAAGCAGGUAUACGAAUGUUUGUGUGUGUGUGUGUGUGUGUGUGUGUGUGUGUGUGUGUGGGCUGUUGCAUGUGAGUUUUGCACUGGAAGUCACGAGAACUUGACUGGCAGUAGAAAGGAAGGGGAAUGCCUCCCCCUUGUGGAAAUGUGGGGAAGGGGAUUUUGUGGAAAGUGAGGUAAACUGUGCCCUUUAUAGUGAGCCAUACAUGCUGUAUAAGCUGUUCAGGCUGUUGAGACUGCUUGUAAUUAGGUAACACUGUGAGUUAAUAUUAAUAAAUAUAUUAAUACAGCUCUGGAAAAGAAAUGAAGAGACCACUUCCGUUUCUGAAUCAGUUUCUCUGAUUUUACUAUUUAUAGGUUUAUGUUUGAGUAAAAUAAACAUUGUUGUUUUAUUCUAUAAACUACAGACAACAUAUAUAAAUAUUGUCAUUUAGAGCAUUUAUUUGAGGAAAAUGAGAAAUGGCUGAAAAAAAUUUAAUAGUUCAGAAAUCAAUAUUUGUUGGAAUAACCCUGUUUUUUAAUCCCAGCUUUCAUGCAUCUUGGCAUGUUUUCCUCCACCAGUCUUACACACUGCUUUUGGAUAAAUUCAAGCAGUUUAGUUUGGUUUGAUGGCUUGUGAUCAUCCAUCUUCCUCUUGAUUAUAUUCCAGAGGUUUUCAGUUUGGUAAAAUGAAAGAAACUCAUUAUUUUUAAGUGGUCUCUAAUUUUUUUUUCCAGAGCUGUAAAUCUUUGCUGUCCAAUAAAAAAAAUAUCUAAAAAAAGGAACUUUACAAGAAAAAGAUAAAACCUUCUUAAGUUUCAAUGGAAGUCAGUGUAAAAGGAGUUUAUUUCAGGUCAUUUUGGAGAAAUUUUGACACAGUUUAAGGUUUUGUUCAAAUUAUGUAGUAAACUAAAAAUGUGCUUUAUUUAUUGUUUUUCAUUGGACAAGAACGAUAUACUGUAAAGGGUGAAUUAAGGGUGAUUGGGACAGUUUUUUUUUUGCUAUUACUAGAACAGAAAAGCCAAACAAUUAUCCAUUUCUGUAGUACUGAUAAUUAGAAUGUUAUUUAAGACCAAAUGAUACAUUUGGCAGUGUGGGCAGUGUGCCAAGUCCUGCUGAAAAAUAAAAUCUGUAUCUCGAUAAAAGUUGUCAGUAGCAGAGGGAAGCAUGAAGUGCUGUAAGAUUUUGCGGGAAAACAAAACUGCACUGACUUUAGACUUGAUAAUAAAACACAGUGGAUCAACACCAGCAGAUGACAUGUCUCUACAAACCAUCACUGAUUGUGGAAACUUCACACUAGACCUCAAGCAGCUUCUAUAACAAGAAAAUAAACCUUGUAUAGCUUAACUGUCUGUAUUGACAUUCUGCCCCAAUCACCCAUAAUUCACUUCAGAUAAAUAUCUGUAUAUAUAUAUAUAUAUAUAUAUAUAUAUAUAUAUAUAUAUAUAUAUAUAUAUAUUGCUCAAUGAACAGUUUGAGCUAUAUAUGUGUCGGAUAUACAGUACCAAGCAAAAGUGUGGAUCCACCUUUUCUUAUUCAUUAUUUUCCUUUAUUUCUUUAUUUAAUGUAUUUUCUACAUUGUAGAUUAAUAUUAAAGACAUGAAAACGAUUAAGUAUUAAAGAACACAUAAAAUUAUGUAGUAAACAGUAAAAAAAGUUUGUCCUCCACAUUAAUCACCUGAUCUAAAUCUGAUGAACUGAGAUGGUGAUUUGAGGUGAUUUAGGAAAAGCAGCAGCUAUUGUUCAGCACCUCCAGAAACUCCUUCCUUCAAGACGCUGAGAAAACUAUUCCAGGUGACUCUCCCUCAUGAAGAUACUGAGAUUAAAAUACCAAGAGUGUGCAGAUCUGUCCUCAAAAUAAAUGUGAUACUUAGAAGAAUCUAAAGUAUAAAACAUAUUCAGUUUUUGUUUUAUAUUAGUUCAAUAUUAUAUUUACAAUGUAAAAAAAUCAUAAAAAGAAAGGAAACACAUUAAUGAGGUGUGUCCAAACUUUUGACUGGUACUGUAUGUAAAAUGUUUAUUGUUCAUAAAGCUUGUUUAAUAAAUACACUGGACUCUUUAACCCAAAAUCAUGUAAAACAUCAUAGAUCAUAUAUCUGUUAACAGAAAUCCUUCAUGCUGUAUUGUAUGUAUUUUGCCUGCUGCCUCCGGUGGCCUUUUCAUCCCACGUGAUUUAGGAGCUGGUCAAAAUCAUUGCACACACUGUAUAUAAAGAUAUAUAAUAAUG
Astyanax mexicanus (Mexican tetra) is the source of this 5138-nucleotide messenger RNA. RefSeq names its product adenosine monophosphate deaminase 3a (gene ampd3a). NCBI's taxonomy places the organism in Eukaryota, Metazoa, Chordata, Actinopteri, Characiformes, Acestrorhamphidae. Gene Ontology annotation, cellular component: cytosol. The transcript is spliced from 15 exons. Gene Ontology annotation, molecular function: AMP deaminase activity. The record is from RefSeq and is a predicted model, not a curated record. Gene Ontology annotation, biological process: AMP metabolic process; IMP salvage. Bases 436 to 2739 code for a protein of 767 amino acids.